Pelagomonas calceolata is the source of this 1308-nucleotide messenger RNA. The record is from the annotation of a GenBank genome assembly. NCBI's taxonomy places the organism in Eukaryota, Pelagophyceae, Pelagomonadales, Pelagomonadaceae.
AUGCAGCUCGACGCCGACCGCUACCCCUUGCUCUACAGCUUGCGCGGCGCCCUGUCGCCGGCGCGCAAGAACGCCAAGGCCGCGCGCCAGGCGGCCGCCAAGCGGAGAGCGUGGACCGCCGAGUACAGUCAACUCGUCUUUUCGCUCAUCGACGCUCGUCGAGAGGCGGAAGCCCUGCGGGAGGCCGGCGCGCCGAAAGCCGCCGUCGACGCCGCGGCUGAAGCGCGCUGGGCAAUAGAAAAACGCGUGCACGAGCGGUUUCCGGGGCUGCUGAGCCGCGACAGCGGCGGCCACGGCACCUACGUCUCCCGCGACGACGAUCACGCGCGGGAACCGAGUUCUCCGACGUCGCCGCUCGACCGGACCGCGCCGCCCGACGACGCCGUCCAGAUGGCCAAGGACUUCGCGCGCGAGGCCGUGAUCGUGGGCGGCGUCGAGGUCCAAGGCUGCGUAGAAAUCAAAUGUCGCCUCUCGACUCACUGGUUGAUUUCCACACAGGUCCAGGGCGGCGACCUCGAAGCCAAAGUCCGCGACCACUGCUCUGGUCUCAGAGCAAUCGAUGACAAAAGCGACGUCUUCCCGCCGCAGCGGCCCGAGGCGGCCCAAGCGCUGGCGACGGCUGCUUUGAGAGCGGUCUGGCGCACGAGAGUAGGGUUGGACGCCUGGGCCCGCGCGCGGAAGCACCUCGAGCAGCGGCGCGCGGCCGACGCGGCGACCGAGGCCCAGGUCGCCGAGGUGUUGUCGUCGACGUCGUCCCGCGCGCCCUCGCUUUGUGGAGACGGCUCGACCGUCCAGGCUUCUGAUGAUGAUGAAUACAGCGACCUCGAGGACCACGCGCUCGUCUCGCGGCCGACGGAGCCCCCGACCACGAUCGACGCCUUCGUCGACGGCCGCGUCGUCUGCACGGCCUACUCGCAUCUAAGCGAGGUGCGCUGCGACGACACGGGCGAGCGGUCCUUCAUGCACGUUGCGGUCAGGACGACGUUCAAGUUUUCCGCGGCGGACGGCAUCGACCUAUCCACGGAGCGCGACGUCUUGUUUGUAGCUCUGGACGAGCAGAAGCGCGAGCGCGCUCUCGAGGAGGCGACCGUGACGCCGUCUCGUCACUCGUGGUUCGGAGGAGCGCCGCAGAAGAAGAGGACCUUUGCCGUGUCGGUGCCGGAGGGCGCCGGCCCCGGCUCGCGCCUGCGCGUCCGCGCGCCGACGACGGGCCAGGACAUGACUGUGACGGUCCCGGCCGGCGUCGCGUCCGGAGGCCUCUUCGACGUGCCGCUGCCCGAACCCCGCCUGCCUUCUCUGGGGGAGUAA